AUGACUGUAAUCCAGCGACAGCCAGGAGCCGUCCAAAAGGCGAGCUUUACCGAUAUAUACAACGACAAAGACCCGAGAGCUUAUCUCACAACCUUGGCACCCCUGAAGUAUACAAUCCCUCAGCAGCUACAGCCUUUGUUCCAGCGCCUUCAUCAACUGGCAUCCCAGGACACUACCAACUCGGCCAUUCUUGACGUUUGCUGUUCAUAUGGCAUCAAUGGAGGUCUUAUUCGACAUGAUGUUGACAUGGAGGCAUGGACAGCCCACUACGCGGAUUCGGACCUGAGUCCAGAAGAGCAAGUUCAGUCCGACAAGGAGUUCUUCGCGAGUCGCGUACGAUCUGACAAACCUGUGGUACUGGGACUCGACAAAGCUGAAAACGCCAUUCGCUAUGCUUUGGAAACUGGAUUGGUCGACAAUGGCUGGGCAGAAAACCUAGAAACCCAUGACCCCUCUCCCAGUCUAUCUGAAGUAUUGAAGGACGUUACCUUGAUCAUAUGUACUGGCGGCGUCAGCUACGUCGGCUCUCGCACCUUCGGGCGUAUAAUGUCGGCAAUUCCCCGGUCAACCAACAUCUGGAUGGCUAGCACUGUGAUCCGGACAGUAUCAUACGAGGAAGUAGCGAUGACUUUGAAGGCCCAUGGGUUGGAGACAAUGAAGCUUCCUGGUGUGCUUCGGCAACGACGCUUUGCUUCUGAUAAGGAGAAGAGUGAUGCUAUCGCACAGGUCAAAGCUCGGGGGCUAGAUCCAUCUGGGUUUGAGGAUGAAGGGUAUUUGUGUGCGGAGGUUUACAUAUCUCGUCCGAUUGGGGAGCUGUCGACAACACCUAUCGCUGAGUUGGCGGAUCUGAUGAGAAGUUCUGUGUGA
Fusarium coffeatum is the source of this 867-nucleotide messenger RNA. RefSeq lists its product as uncharacterized. The record is from RefSeq and is a predicted model, not a curated record. Bases 1 to 867 code for a protein of 288 amino acids. The transcript has a single exon. Lineage: Eukaryota; Fungi; Ascomycota; Sordariomycetes; Hypocreales; Nectriaceae.